UUUUAUUUUUAUUUAUUUUUUUAUUUUGUAUGUAAAGAUAUGAUUUCAACAAUCGGCACAACAACAAUUCAAGCCGCGAACGGCGGGACUCUGUCCACAACAACUUCACCAAACUCGUUAGUCAUGAAUCCAACAUCUAUGUUAGUAGAGAUGAAAAGCUUCAUUCCUUCUUCAUAUACUUUCGAAACAAAAAUCCAGAAGAUAAAGCAAGAACUUUUAACAAGUAAUUUAGACUGUAGUGCGAAAGAUGAAACAAAUGAACAGUAUCUUUAUGAAAUGCAGGACAUUAUUGACCAUUUACCUAAACUACCUGAAAUUCAGCAUCAAAAACUAACUAUUCCUGAAUUCGAUGAAAUAGAAGUGAAACCAACUGACUCAGUAGAAAUAAAGAAGUUCAUUCGAAAGGUAAACUAUGAGUUUCUAGGAUUUCAUUGCAACCAUAAGGUUAUGGACAAAGAUUGCGACAUGGUAUAUAAGAAUGUUUCUGACAUAUAUAAAUCCGGGGAGUU
This is a messenger RNA of Trichomonas vaginalis G3, 509 nucleotides long. RefSeq names its product organellar and viral DNA polymerase type B. NCBI's taxonomy places the organism in Eukaryota, Parabasalia, Trichomonadida, Trichomonadidae. The transcript has a single exon. The record is from RefSeq and is a predicted model, not a curated record. The annotation marks the transcript as partial.